GCUUUGCUUGUGAGCUUCAUGCUCUCCACACUCUUUCUCUCUUCCUUCAUGUACCGCGCAGGCAUCCAAAGGCAUGGGGCUUGCAUAUUGACUCGUUUCUCUCAAGUUUCAACUCGCGCUGCAAGAGCUGCCACGCCUCCGCUAUCUCCCAAGAUUUCCCGCCGAUAUUUCGAUCGCAAACCCGAGAAACCCUCCUUAGCGCUCGAUAAGGAGAAGAAAAAGAAGCCGAAGAAUUCAUUUUCUCGCCGAAGCUCUUCGCCGCUCGAGAAGAACAAGCCUCUAUUUAGCCUAGCCUCUUCAACGGCUUCCGCAGCCUCGAAACACAACUCGUCCCCUCGCCCCGCCCCCUCAACAUCCUCGAGGAACAAACGAGCGAAGGAAGAAGACAGACCCAAGCCGGAAACCCACUCGCAAGACACUUCCCCCGCCCACCCCGACACAAAAUUGUCGCCCGAAUCGCCGAGAUCGUACAAGAAGAGAUCGCUGUCCGACAUCGCUGAAGGCGACCUGUGGAAAGAAAGACACGCAAGUCUUCGUGGCGAUCCUAAGUCAUUUCCCGGCCAAACCGUCUUUUGCUUACCAGCCGGUUUGAACAAUAUCAAGCCCCCGGGUCACAAAGUUAAACUCGUCCGACGCUAUACCCUCCUCAAGGGGCCAUUGAAAAAGGAACAGGAAUCGGGACCGACAGAUUUCAGGGACAAUUACCGGGUCAACACCAUGGCGAGCUACAUCCACAUCGCGUCGACGCCCACGGCCGACACAGGCGCCAGCCUGUUGCUCCACUUCGACCAUCGACGGUAUCUGUUUGGCAACCUCAGUGAAGGAACGCAACGAGCCCUGACUCAACGCAAGUUCUCCCUCGCCAAGAUGGAGACCAUUUUCAUAUCUGGCCAGACCAAGUGGGCAAACACGGGUGGCAUGAUUGGUAUGCUCCUCACUAUUGCCGACGUUGUGGAGGGCAGUCGGAGAGAGAUGCAAGCUCAGCCCGACGAAAAGAAGAAGAAGGCGAGGAAACAGGAGGCCUUUGAGCGCCUCGAGAUUCACGGUGCCCAAAACCUGAACUAUUCCAUCGCGACAGCCCGGGGUUUCGUCUUCAGAAAGGGUAUCCCGAUCCGCGCCAUGGAGCUGUAUCAAGACCCGAGAUUGGCAAACCCUGGAGGCUCCACGCCAGAUUGGGAGGACGACGCGAUCCAAGCCUGGAAGAUCCCCAUCUCCGCCGACCAGCCGUCGCCUCCUUCGGCCUACGGCAAGUCACGUAAGAGAAGCCACGAGGUCAUGACUGCGGAAGACGACGCCGCCGUCGCCACGUCGCAGACAACACCAGCCACCGACGCCGCCGCGGAUUCGGCAAUAAUCGAACAACAGAAGAUCACCAACCGAGAGGCCGUUGAGGCCGUUGUGCAGGAAAUGUUCAGCUCGGACUGGGCCAUGGACCAGCUCUACGAGACGAAGCUUUCCAAGGUCAACCUUCCCGCCACCAUCUUCAUCAGGGAGAACGGCCAGAUACAGAAGUACAAGGGUCCCAUGCCGGGUGAUGAGGGCGAGGUGCCUGACGUUGACGUUCUCGUACGGUACCCCUGGCCAGCGACCAAGGUCCGUGAUCUUCCCGACCCCGAACGGUCAACCUCGGCCGUCUGCUACGUUGUCAAGAACAGAGGCCGCAGGGGCAAGUUCGACCCGGCCGCUGCCAAGGCGCUGGGGGUCGCUCCAGUCGACUUCAAGCACCUCACCAACGGUCAGACGGUUAAGGGAAAGACGGGCAACGAUGUGACGCCCGACAUGGUGCUGGGGGCGCCGACGAAGCCCGUUGGCUUUGCCAUUAUCGACAUCGCGAGCACGUCCUAUAUCGAAUCGUUCCUCGGCAGACCGGAGUGGAAGAACGCGACGCUCAUGGACAACGUGCCCGCCUUCUUCUGGAUCCUCGGCCGCUCGGUGAUUGAUGACGCGCGCAUCCAGAACUUUAUCAAGGAGCGGCCCCACGUCCGGCACACCAUCAUGGCCCCGGACGUCAGCCCGAACAUGGUAGCGAUGGAAUCCUAUGGACUCCUCCACGCCAAGCUGCGGCGCAUCGACCCCGAGCGCUUUCCGCCUCUCCAGGCGGACAACACCGUUCGGGAUCUCUCGCACAUUGGUCCCAACGUCGAGGCUGCGCGUGUCGGCAUGAGGGCUGUCCUGGGUGCGGAAAUCAAAGCAGUGAAUGAUGACAUCGUGCCGUUCCCUACGUUCGAGGAGGCUUCGAACAUCGACGGCGGGGCCCUGCGGAUGGCUGCCCACGCCGCGGCCAAGAUUAAGAAGCCUGCAUUUUUGGAGGAGGUGGAGCGGACGGAGCAAGACAUUCCCAACCGCGACACCGAGAUCAUCCCGCUCGGCACCGGAUCUGCUUUGCCGUCCAAGUACCGCAACGUCUCGGCGACCUUGAUCCGCGUGCCGCAGUACGGCAACUACCUUCUCGACUGCGGUGAAAACACGCUUGGCCAACUCCGCCGCGCGUUCCCGGCCGAGGAGGUCGCCAAGAUCCUCCGAGAAACCCGGUGCGUUGCCAUCAGCCACAUCCACGCCGACCACCAACUCGGACUCGCAAGCUUCGUUACGGCCUGGGCCGAAGCGACGGCCGCCCUGGACCCGCCACCCAAGCUUGGGAUUGUAGGCCCUCUCAGCAUUCAAAACUUCCUGUUGGAAUACAACCAGAUGGAGUGCAUGGACUUGAGCCGUUUGGAGUUCAUCCGGAAGCAGAACAUCUUCCCCUACGGCGACGGCCGCCUGCCGGAAGACUCGUGCACCCGCCUCGCCUCGGUCCAGCUGGUUCCUGUCCGUCACUGCCAUCACUCGUACGCCGUCGUCUUCGCGUGGCCCUCGGGUCUCAAGAUCGCCUACUCGGGCGACUGCCGGCCCAGCGAUGACCUCGUUGAGGCCGGCAAGGGCGCCACACUUCUCAUCCACGAGAGCACCUUUGACGACGACAAGCAGGGUGACGCGUUGGCAAAGAAGCACUCAACCAUGUCCGAGGCCCUCGAUGUCGGCUACCGCAUGGGCGCGCGCCGCGUGCUGCUGACGCACUUCUCCCAGCGCUACGCCAAGAUCCCACUGGUCGAGAAGCGGACGACGGAGACGGGCGCCGACCAGACGGUUCUGAUGGCCUUUGACCAGAUGAGGGUCAAGCUGGGCGAGUUCCGUCAGGCUCAGGCGUUUCUGCCCGCCAUCCGGCAAAUGUUGGACGCCGAGGAGGCUCCCAAGGCGGACGAGGCGGAAUAAGAGUUGGAAGGACUCGUCUCUUGGGUAUAUAGAUGAUAGAAAAAAAAGUCUAACCACCCCUU
Colletotrichum destructivum is the source of this 3314-nucleotide messenger RNA. RefSeq names its product Putative Zinc phosphodiesterase ELAC protein. Gene Ontology annotation, biological process: mitochondrial tRNA 3'-end processing. Gene Ontology annotation, cellular component: mitochondrion. The record is from RefSeq and is a predicted model, not a curated record. The transcript has a single exon. Bases 19 to 3252 code for a protein of 1077 amino acids. Gene Ontology annotation, molecular function: 3'-tRNA processing endoribonuclease activity. NCBI's taxonomy places the organism in Eukaryota, Fungi, Ascomycota, Sordariomycetes, Glomerellales, Glomerellaceae.